Closterium sp. NIES-65 is the source of this 885-nucleotide messenger RNA. The record is from the annotation of a GenBank genome assembly. Lineage: Eukaryota; Viridiplantae; Streptophyta; Zygnematophyceae; Desmidiales; Closteriaceae.
AUGGCUACCCCCAGUGUCCUUACCUUUGAUGCUGAGGGUCGUGCUGUUGACUUUGAGGUAUGGGUCGAUGACCUCCAGCUCUUCCUACAGUGCGAUAGGGCAGACGGACUCUCCCUGUUUGAUCUCACCUCUGGUGCCUCUCCUACCCCGCCUGCUACUGCUGACAGCACUGUUUGCUCACAGUGGGCCACACGCGAUGCUGCUGCCCGUCUUGCCAUGCGUCGCCACUUACCGACCACUGAGCGUGCGCACUUUAGUCAGUACAAGAGUGCUAAGACCUUGUACGAUGCUGUAGUUGCACGCUACUCUUCCCCUGCCAUUGCUGCUCUUAGCCGCCUCAUGCUGCCGUACUUGUUCCCUGACCUUGCUGCCUUUCCCACAGUCGCUAACCUCAUUACGCACCUUCGCACUAGUGACACUCGCUACCGCGCUGCGCUUCCUGCUGAGUUCUGUGCCAAGACCCCCCCCCCCAUGUACAUCACCCUCUACUACAUAGUCACCCGACUCCCUGACUCCCUUCACUUAGUCAGGGACCACUUCCUCUCAGUUUGCCCCACCACACUCACCGUUGACCUCCUCGAGGAGCGCCUCCAGGCAGCAGAGAAGAGCAUAGUUGCUGUAGGAGCCUCUCGUGACGCCGCACAGGCAAAGGCAAGGGGGGCAAGGGCGCUGGAGGGGCUGGCGGGGGCGGUGGAGGUGGCGGUGGAGGAAGUGGAGGGAGUGGGGGUUGUGGUGGGAGUGGUGGCGGGGGUGGAGGUGUCGGUGACAGCAGUGGAGGCGGAGGAGGCGGCAACGGUGGCGGUGGGAGCGGAGGCAACGGAGGUGGGGGAGGCGGCGGCAGUGGAGCUGGUCGCGGGGCGCCUGGCGGACACCGGCAUGGGAUAA